AUGCUCUCACUCUCGCUGAUGCUGAUCGUACUGGGAGCCGCUGUGGCCAUUGAAGUGCAGAAAUUCGGAUAUCUGUUUAAUCCCCCUCAACCGGAACAUCCGCGGCAUGAGGAGAAACAAGAUCUGAACAAGAUACCGGGAGUGGCUGGCGUAGAUUAUCCUAUAUAUCACGAGGUGCCCCACACCCAAUUCAGCUGUCAUAAUGUCCCCGCCGUUCCGGGAAUGUAUGCGAAUGUGGAGACUGGCUGCCAGGCCUACCACGUGUGCCACGAUGGACGCGAAGGACACCAGGGUGCCAAGUUUCUGUGCACAAAUGGCACUAUCUUCAACCAGAAGGAGUUUGCCUGCGAUUGGUGGUACAAUGUCAAGUGCGAGGAGGCCAUCAGUCUAUAUCACUUGAAUGCCGAUCCGGAGCAUAAUCCCUACUUUCCGAAAAAGAAGCCUGAACUCGAACAUCUGGACCAUGAUGCUGGAAAGUUUCUGAUUCAAGCCUAAUAUACUCUUCACUCUCAUUUCAUCGCGAUGCACAUUUUCCGUUUUGUAAAUAAAACCUUUUUUUUUUGUUUUUAAUCAUCUCGAGGAUGGUCGUUUAUUGGUUGCAGCAAUGUUCCUGCAUUAAGCAGAUACUGGUGAUUAGGAAGCAUGUGCGAGAAAUCU
Molecule: messenger RNA, 657 nt
Organism: Drosophila persimilis
Lineage: Eukaryota; Metazoa; Arthropoda; Insecta; Diptera; Drosophilidae
Exons: 3
Coding region: 1-495 (164 amino acids)
Cellular component (GO): extracellular region
Molecular function (GO): chitin binding
Source: RefSeq, a predicted model, not a curated record